AAAUAAAUAUGACUUGAUAAUUUUCAUUAGGUCCAUACAAAGAGAAGAAAUCGUUUGAAGCAGAAAACAAUGAACGAUGUUGUUUUUGUCAUGACUAAUUCAAAAUUGGCAAAAAAGAAGAAAGCCAAGAGAUCAAAUCCGCUCAAACUAGAAGAUCUUUCGUCAGAUGAUGAGUGGAUUAUGGAAGAUGUUGGUGAAGACCCAGGAGGUGAUGAAGUUGCUGCUGGCAAUAACUCCACAGAUGUUCCAACACAAAAUGGAGAAGAAGAGGCUGCUGGCAAUAACUCCAAGGAUGUUCCAACACAAAAUGGACAAGAAGAGGCUGCUGCAAAUGUUCAACCUGAACAUGAAGAGGAGUUGGAUGUCACCAAUUUGGAUGAGGGAGACGAAGAUGAAGAUGAAGAUGAAGAUAAAGAACUUGAGGAUUAUGAUUUUAGCAUUGAUAAUUAUGUUUUAGAUGUGCUCAAUUUUAUGUCUUUUGACAGACCAAAGUGGGCAUCUUCUUCAUUUGCUGCAUCUGAUGGAUUGGUAACAGCCAUGGCAUAUCGACUGCCUCAUGUGGCUCAUCAAGUCAUGGGGAUGUCUCACCUCAAGAGCAAACACCGGCAAAUAACCAGCCCCCUUUAAAUAUGGAAGAAUUUGUUGACACUUUUUUUAGAGAAAUGAUGAUUGCCUCAGAUGUAGAUGAUGCUAAAGCCCGUGCUUCGCCGGCCCUUGAGGUUCUUGAGAAGUUCAUUUGUAUGCACACUUAAGUUGCUGCCGCCCAGAGUGCCCAACAGGUAUUUUAUUUUGUUAACAUGUCUCACUUAGGGACUCCUCACUUCACUUUGUCAUUGACACCUUUUAGGAACUAUUCUCACAUGAUCACUUGCAAUUUUUUUUUUAAAUUUUAAUCUUGGCUCUGCUUGGAUUCUGU
Molecule: messenger RNA, 916 nt
Organism: Cuscuta campestris
Lineage: Eukaryota; Viridiplantae; Streptophyta; Magnoliopsida; Solanales; Convolvulaceae
Source: the annotation of a GenBank genome assembly